GUGACAGCCACGGAUGGCGAUCGAGACCGCCCGCAAGCCAUAGUGUACUUUCUGACGGGUCAAGGAAUCGAAGACGAUAACCCAGCCCAGAACAAAUUUACAAUCAACAGCUCGACUGGAGAGAUCUACGUCCUUAAACCGUUAGACCGUGAUCGGCCGCAUGGCCGUUCACAUUGGCGGUUUACUGUCUUCGCAGAAGAUGAGGGAGGGAAUGGGCUGGUUGGUUAUGCAGAUGUGCUUGUGAAUCUCAAAGAUAUUAACGAUAACGCUCCCUUCUUUCCAUCAUCUAUCUAUGUUGGCAAUGUAACGGAGGAUGGACCAGCAGGUAUGACUGUAAUGACCAUGACAGCUACAGACUAUGAUGAUGCAGAGGAAGGUGAAAAUGCAAGAUUAACUUAUUCCAUCGAACAGAAUCCUGUCAAUGAAAAUGGAGAACUGAUCUUUAUGAUCGACAAGGACACAGGGGUUAUUUCCACAGCAGUGUGCUGUCUUGACAGGGAGACAAACCCAGAGUAUACUAUCAAAGUCGUUGCUACAGAUGGAGGAAGGCUUUCGGGAACAGGUACAGCUACUAUUAAAGUGAAGGACAUCAAUGAUAUGCCCCCAAGGUUUACCAAAAGUGUUUGGAAUGUGGAGGUAGACGAGACUGAUGGAGAUAAUAUUCCCCAGGAGUCUAUUCUUGUUGUGUCAGUUAACGAUAAAGAUCUAUUGGAAACUAAUCGUUUCAGUUAUGAAGUUCUUGAAACUGCUUUUGGUGCUGAUAAAUUUACAAUGCUCACUAAUCCUGAUGGAACUGGCUCUCUGAAAAUAACCAAGCCUCUUGACUUUGAAGAUAUUAAUCAGAGAUUUGGCUUCAACAUAACCAUUCAAGUUAGUGAUGAUGGUGGCCAGUCAUUAGAUCCACGACACAUAGAUCGAGCUCAAAUACAGGUGCGCAUCCGAGAUAUUAAUGACAAUCCACCAAAAUUUUUAAAGGCCAAUAUACAUGAGGUCAUCCCAGAGGAUGCAGAAAUUGGCAGGGGUGUAACAAAGUUUACAGCUGUAGACCCUGAAAAAGCAGGCACAUCCAAAGUCAGUUAUGCUAUUGAACGAGCAUCAGAUAGGAGGAGACAGUUCAGCAUCGACCAACAAGGAGAAGUUCGAGUACAGAGACAGUUGGAUCGAGAAGAUAUCCCACGGUAUGAAAUUAAGGUGUUGGCAAUAGAUGAUGGAACUCCUGCUCUCACUGCUACUGCCACACUUACAGUAACCGUAGAUGACGUAAAUGACAAUGCUCCAAGGUUUCUUAAAGAUUACCGCCCAGUCGUCUAUGAAAACAAACCACCACAAAAAGUUGUAGAAAUCAGAGCAACAGAUGAUGAUGAUAGAUCAAAAAAUAAUGGCCCACCUUUUACAUUUCGCAUGGACUUCAAUGCCCCACCUUCAAUAAAAAGCUUCUUUGAAGUUGAAAAUGAUGCCGAUGGUGCUGAUGGAGAUGGGAUGGCAAUAGUAAGGUCUAAAAUUGAAUUUGAUCGAGAAGAGAAGAAGGAAUACCACGUACCCAUCCUAAUUAAGGACAGUGGAGCUAUUUCAAUGACUGGCACUAGCACAUUGACUGUGAUAAUUGGUGAUGAAAAUGACAAUCUUAUGCUUCCAGAUCAGAAAGACAUUUUUGUCUAUACAUUUAAAGGGCAAGCUUCCAGGACUCCCAUUGGCCGUGUACAUGUUAGUGAUUUGGAUGACUGGGAUCUACUUGAUAAGGUCUUUGCUUGGGAUAAUAAUGUACCACAUCCCAAGUUUGAAUUGGAUCCAGAAACUGGAACUAUUAUUAUGAAAGAAGUGACACCUGGUGGCAAAUAUUCUCUUUCAUUUGAUAUAUUCGAUCGUCAACACACAAAAUCAGUUUCUGCCACAGUAGAUGUAACAGUACAAGAAAUUCCAGAAGAAGCCAUCUACAAUUCUGGAUCUAUCAGAAUCCUUGGAACUUCUGCUGAGGACUUUGUGCGUGUUUUGGAUUGGAAGAGCCAAGUAGUGAAAAAGAGCAAGUUUGACAAGUUCAGAGACACGUUGGCGAGAAUCUUAAAAAUAGAUCGCAGAAACAUCAACAUUUUUACUGUGUAUCCGAAACAGGAACGGCCUCCUAUAGCAGACUUAAGGUUUGCUGCUCAUGGUUCUCCAUACUACAAGGCCAGUAUGUUGAAUGGAGCAGUAGACUUAAACAGAGAACUGAUUGAACAAUCAGUAGGUAUAAACAUUAUCAUGGUAGGAAUUGAUGAGUGUUUAUAUGAAAAUGUUAACUGUGAAGGUAGCUGCACCAACAAACUUGUGGUCGAGAAGCACCCAGUCAUCGUAAAUGCCAACAAAACUGCAUUUGUUGGAAUCAAUAGUUGGGUGAAACCUCAAUGUGCAUGUGGAGCUCGAGAGUUCUCAGAGCCUGAAACUUGUCAAAAGCAUCCUCCAACUUGUCUUAAUGGUGGAAGGUGUGAAGUCAUUGGAAGUGGCAUAAAAUGUCAUUGCCCACAAGGAUUCAAAGGUCCACAGUGUCAGCAAACAACUCGUUUUUUCAAUGGAAAUGGAUGGGCUUGGUUCCCUCCACUGGAACAGUGUGAAAAUUCUCACCUCAGUAUAGAGUUUGUGACUAAGUCAGAAAAUGGGUUACUUCUCUACAACGGACCUAUUUCUGAACCCGACACUGAAGAGGAAGGCAUUCAAGAUUUUGUAUCGCUAGAACUUGGGAAAGGAAGACCAAGAUUGCUCAUCGAUUUUGGUUCUGGUACUACAGAGGUUACAGUUAAUACAGUAAAGCCCUUAAAUGAUGGGUCCUGGCACCAACUGGACAUAUUCUGGGAUAGAGAGAAUGUGCGCAUGAUGGUAGACCACUGCAUUGAUUCUCACCACAAGAACACAGACCCACCAACCACUGACAGAUCCAGGUGUGAAGGAACAGGAACAAUAUCCCCAUUUAACGAAUUUCUUAAUGUGAAUGGCCCUUUACAGCUUGGAGGAGUCCACCAUAAAAUUCUGAACUUUAAAUGGAAUUACCAGCAUAUGCGCAGUGGAUUUGAUGGAUGUAUUAGAAAUGUUAUUCACAAUAGUAUGUUUUAUGACCUGGCUUCUCCUGGAAGCUCAGCUGGAAGCCAGGCUGGAUGUUCACCAGCUGAUAGGAAAUGUUUUGAUAACAAUAUCACAUCAAAUUGUGAACAUGGCUAUUGUGAAGCAUCAUAUUAUACAGCUUUCUGUAUCUGUCACCCUGGAUGGCAAGGUCCUCGCUGUGAUAAGCCAACUCAGUCCAAAAUGUUUCAACAAAGCAGUUAUAUUAAGUAUGCCCUUUCCUUUACACCAAACCCAUAUAAAACAGACAUUCAGCUACAGUUCCGAACCAGACAAAAGGAUGGUGAGCUUUUCAGAGCUACCAGCAAGCAUAGUCGCGAGUAUUUUAUCCUAGAAAUAAAAGACAAAAAACUUCGACUUCGGUUCAAUCUGAAUCCCUAUAGAACAACAGAUGAAAGAGAGAUUUGGCUACCCCACGUUAUGGUCAGUGAUGGUCAAUGGCAUUCAGUAUUAGUCUUGAGACAUGGGAGCACAGCCAGUAUCACUCUUGAUGGUGGAGGUGGACGUCGUUACAAUGAGCUGCUAGAUUAUGAGAAGCAACACCAGGAAAUGGAGAUUGAAAAACAAAAUGUUGUUGCUGGAGGUGAUGUUCAAUAUGUUGGUCCAGGGGUAACUUUAGUGGAUAAUGACUUCCAGGAAGGUUGCAUAAGUGAUAUUCGGUUAAACAAACGUUUCCUGCCCAUGGAGAAUGGCUCUGAAAAUGCUGCAGUAAUAGAAUGGAACAACUUGAUCCAUGGAUGUCCAUCUAACUACCCGUGUAAAGGGGUCAUCUGUCCACCUCCCUUCUUCUGUAGAGAUAUUUGGCUACUUCACGAAUGCGGGUGUCCUGAUGGGUUUGUGAAGACCCCAGAUGGACAAAACUGCACGGAUGCUGAUGAAUGUUUUUUUGAUCCCUGCUUUAAUGGUGGAAGAUGUGUGGAUCUACCAGGUGGAAAAGGUUUCUACUGUUUAUGCUCUGAUGGAUACACUGGUAUCGACUGUAAAAUACUUGUGGAAGCCAAUGCCAUUAAACUUAGCAUGGGUGCCUUAGCAGCCAUUCUGGUCUGCUUGUUGUUUAUCUUAGUUUUAGUACUCAUCAUUGUGGUGUAUACCAAGAAUCAUAAACCAAAAGAAAAAAUUAAUUCAUACAUAAGAGAUGACACUCGAGAGAAUGUCAUCACCUAUGCUGAUGAGGGAGGAGGCGAGGAGGACAUGAUUGGCUUUAACAGAAAUAUAUUGAAAGUUCCAGUGGAUCCCAACAUUACACAACCAGAUGUCUCUCUUGUUGCUGUGCCUCAUAUUAUCCAACCACAAGAAGAUGAAAGAAAAGAUCAACUACCACAAGUUCAUUAUGGUCAGUAUCCCAUCUCAGGUGAAGAAUUAUUAUUUGAUAGGCUUCGAAAAACAGACAGUGAUCCCAGUGCUCCACCUUAUGAUGAUCUUAGGAACUAUGCGUACGAAGGAAGUGGCAGUUCUGCUGGCUCAUUGAGUUCUCUAGCAUCUACUACCGAGGACAAUGAGCAAGAUUUUGAUUAUCUCACAGACUGGGGACCACGAUUUUCCAAAUUAGCUGACAUGUAUGGACAAGGUGAAAGUGAUGAAGAAUAAUGUCUGUGUUUAUAAUGCACAAGUUGUCAGUUCGUUUCGGUUACCAAUCGAUGCCAUUUAAUAAGUUUUUAUGUCAUCCUGCCGCUCCAAUGUUCAUCUGUAUGAAGCAGGAAGAAGAUCAAGGUGAUAUAAUGUUGAUAUUGUGUGUCAUCUCAGAACUUUUUAGAAUAAGGUUUGUUUGUAAGUAGUAAAUGUUUUUAAGAAGACAAAGUCUAUCUGAAAUCUGAGGUUUGAUCAUACUGCAAAUAAUUAGGAUUAUUUUAGGCUUUAGGCAGGCCUUAUGUUACUUGAAACUUUAUUUAUUUCUCAAAGUCUGGCUACAACUCUUCCUAAAUGGCUUAAUUUAACUGGUACAUGUUUAUGACAAGUCAGUAAGUAUAAAUAAAUCUUGAGAUCUCACAAAUCAAGCUCAAUAUUGAAGCAAUUAUUUUAUUCCUUUGAACUGAAACUUUAACAGCUGAACAAACUUUUUAUGUGAAUGAAAAUUAAUGCAUUUUAUCACAGAAAUUGUUAUUGUGGAAAUAAUUUUCUUCUAUUUUUGUUAAUAGAAGAUAUCGUAAAUUUGUUGCAAUGAUUCCAUCUUCCAAGAGUUAAAAAACCUCUAUUCAUUGUCCUUAUGCAUGACAGUCCUAACGGAAGAUCUUUGUUCAAAAUGUAGUGGAAUAAAAAAUAAAUUUAAUGAAAUAUUAAUAUUGCUUUCACAUUUAAUUUUGUAUCUUUCACUCACAUACGUUAGAUACUGUGAGUUUUUUUCAAGUAUAAUAAUAAGGGAAGUGUUUUAAAACAAAAGGAAAAGAUAAUAAUAACAAAUAGUUAUUGAUAACCACCACACUUAAAAAAUGUAGUGCACCAUUCCAGAUGACUAUAUCCACCUGACACUUGGAGACUAUAAAAUGAUUCAAUAAAUAAAUUCACUGUAGUGACGUAUAUGAAUGAAUUGUGAAAAUAACACUAGUAUAGUUAUCAAUCAUUAUAGAAAAUAAUGAUUUUGAUAAUAAUCUUUUGAAAGUGAAACGUGGAAUUAAUAAUUUCAGUUCCUACAAAAGCUAUAAUUGAUUUGUAGGAAGAUGUGUGUUUCUCUUAACACAGUAUUCUUACACCUUUUUCUAACUAUGUUAAUUGCCCAUGUUAAAUAUACACAUAAAUGUAAUUAACUAAGGAAGUUAACCCUUUUUGUGCCUAAAAGGCAAAUAAGGCACCUUUUUCUUAAGGUGCAAGAAUGGGAUGCUAAUUCAUCAGAAUUUAACCUCCAGCUACUACCCUCUCCCCCAUUAUACAGCUGGAUAAACUGCAGCACUUGGGGUAAAGCAUCUUACCCAAGGAGACAAUAAUAUGGCAUGGGUAAGUCUCAAAUUCACAACUCUUCAACUAAGGGUUCAAGGCACCAAGCCAUGCCACUUCCAGUACACUUAAUGUGUGUAAUAAUGUUCUGCUUUGAUGGUUAACAUCACCUGCUUUGUUUUAUACAUUCAGUAAAAAGUUUCUUAUUUUGAACAUUUGUUUGGUUCGGUGUGGAUGGUGGCGAAUAUGAUCAAAUCAUAUCAAUGUUUAGCACCUAGAAACACAUAAUAAGAUACCAAAAUUUUGUAAGCAUUCUUUUGCCAAAAUAAAAUGAUUGGAAUAAUAGAUUUUGGCUUCUUUUAUAAAAAGAUGUUAUUAGUUAAGUUGUGAAAUGUUUUCAACAUAAAUAGCAAUUCAUAAUUUGGUCUAUCUUCCGCCACUCAUAAUAGACACAAAAAUGAUUUUAAUUUAAACAUUUUUUUUUUUCAUUUAUCUAAACUACAUCACUUGCAAGAACCAAAUAUUUGUUAACUAAUCACUGAUUGAUGUAUUAGAAAUCUCUAUUCUUCUUCUUUUUUUUUUAUAUAGAAAUUAUUUUUUGAUUUUGUGACUUUACAAAAUAUUUAAAGUAAAUUUCUUCUGUUCUAUAACUCAUUCUCAUUAGAAUUCGACUUACUAAAGGGUCAGUUACCCCCAAAAUUAUAUGUAAAAUGGCAUUUGGUGUGGCUCAAGAGACUUCCUAUAAUGCCUUAGACAAACAGCUCGUUUGUAGCUCUUGCUUCCUUUGCCUUUAAAGAAUAAAGUAUGCAUGCUUUAUAGAAAUCCCUUGAAUGAUUUACAGAAUUUUGUCACAAACGUUUCUUUUAUAACAAAAUUUCGAGUACUUAAUUUGUUAAUUUGGUACAAUAUUUUCAUUCAUAAUAUUUCGUAGAUUGUAUGACUUUAAUUUGUAAGCGUUGUAAAUUUUGAAGAAUAUGUAAUUUUAAUUUGUAAGAGUUGUAUAUUUUUAAGAUUAUGUAACUUGCAUUUGUAAGCGUUGUAUGUUAUCUAACUUUAAUUUGUAAUUAAGCGUUGUAUAUUUUCAGAUUAUAUAAGUUAAAUUUAAAGGCAUUGUACAUGUUUCAUUUUAUGUGGAUGGAAAGUUUCCUCUACAAAGUUGUAGAUACGAAUGGUGAAUAUAUAGAAUGGCAUAGCAUUUGAUUUUUACAUUCUUCAAAUAUAUAUAUAUAUAUAUAUAUUCAAUUAUUUUUUCUUUAUUUCUACACUUUAUUUGUGUCAAAGUAGGUACUUAUUAUUGCUUAUUUAACAAUGCCUGGUUUAGUGUGAACUAUAGAAUAUUUGAAAUGUAAUUUACCCAAAAGAAAGAUAUUCCAAAAUAUCUAUAGGGUUUUGAAUCUGUUUUACUUCACCAUAUACUAAGUUAGUAACCUAAAUUAAUUCAGGUAUGUGAAUAAUGUUAUGACAUA
This is a messenger RNA of Limulus polyphemus (Atlantic horseshoe crab), 7424 nucleotides long. RefSeq names its product neural-cadherin-like. Gene Ontology annotation, cellular component: plasma membrane; catenin complex. The annotation marks the transcript as partial. Lineage: Eukaryota; Metazoa; Arthropoda; Merostomata; Xiphosura; Limulidae. The record is from RefSeq and is a predicted model, not a curated record. Gene Ontology annotation, biological process: homophilic cell-cell adhesion. The transcript is spliced from 19 exons. Gene Ontology annotation, molecular function: cadherin binding; calcium ion binding.